AUGGAUUACAACCUUCAGUACCAGCUGUCAAAGAAAGACAAGAGACGACAGCAGAUCCAAUCGAAACUGGUCAAAGUGGAGGACCAGUUUCAACAAGAGAAGGAUUAUUUCUACCGGGACUCUCUGAUCCAGUUGCAGUACAAGUUGAGCUCGCUGCACUCGGGCGACAAUCCGCAGUAUCUUCAAAGGAUACGGGAUUUCCAGGAGCAGCGGGACGCCGAGCUUGUUCGUCUGAAACUGGCCGAGGAGUACCAGGUACAAUUUAUCAACAAGCAAUUUAAAGAGGACUACGACCGGGCCGUUGAUGAGCGCGAGAAGGUGAUCCAGAUGGUCAAGGACAAGCUCCACGAGCGGAUUUUGAAGAAGAUCAAGCAGCUCAAGGAGGACAAGGCCUUAAUAGACGUUGCCACUACGUCCUCCUCGCACACAGCCUCAAGAUACACGAGCAACGGGAGCGCGAAGGAAAACGGCUACAACAGCGGGUUUGAGUCGUCCACGUCGUUCUUCUUCCCGGGCGAGAGACGCUCACGUCGAACGCACAGCAAGCGGUACGAGUCUGGGCCGUUGCAUCUGAGCAACGCCGAGGAUUCGUACGACUCGGGCACAGGAACAGGAACAGGCAACGGGUAUGCUUCAAGCUCGGGCCGCAAGCGGUUCAAGCUGACCCGGCACCUUGGAUCUGGUCAGACCAUGGGUACGAGGAGCGGCGACGCGUCUUCUGCUGGCGAAGAGACCGGCUCGUCCGUGAAGGUGGUCACCGAUAACCCUGAGCUGAACGAGUUUUUGUACGGCGAGGAGUUCAUCAAGCGGCAAGAAAAGGCCAACACCCGGCACUCUACUAAGAGCUAUCAAGGGUGUCCUGGUCUGAAGCCCGAAGAGGUCAACGAGGACCUGAAUUUCCUGCGUGGAGCUGUUGGUGCUAUUCAGAUCGUAACAGCGGAUGUCCCAGCCGGCCCCGUUGGAGAUGUCAAAGACGAUCUUGUCGCCUCUGUCCAGAGCCAUGACGAACGGCAGCAGCUCUUGUUUGUUGAACUGCGGGUUGAUGAUCUGUGUUUCCAGGUACGAAUUAAAGUCUCUGGAGAAGGCAUAGUGGCUGAUCAGACGGGAACACAGGUCGACGUGGCUGCGGUCGACUUGCGGCUGGUUAUAAAUCUCGGCAACAAGAUGCAGGACGGUCUUGUUGAGAAUGGGCAGCUGAGCGGUGGUCAUCAUGUUGAGCAGCUGGGCGACCCGGUCGAACUGCGCGGCGCUCACCAUGAACAGGCCGUGCAGCAGGAACGGCGUGGGGGCGAUCGCGUACAGCACGGGCGGCAUAUCGGGCGCGGUUUGCAGCCACUCGUUGACGCUGUCGACGCGGAGGUUGUUGCUGGCAGACCGUUUGAUGGAAUAUAG
Messenger RNA from Ogataea philodendri, 1392 nucleotides. RefSeq lists its product as uncharacterized. The transcript has 2 exons. Gene Ontology annotation, cellular component: Sin3-type complex. The record is from RefSeq and is a predicted model, not a curated record. Gene Ontology annotation, molecular function: histone deacetylase binding. Gene Ontology annotation, biological process: negative regulation of transcription by RNA polymerase II. Lineage: Eukaryota; Fungi; Ascomycota; Pichiomycetes; Pichiales; Pichiaceae. Bases 1 to 1392 code for a protein of 463 amino acids.